AAAAUAACACCUCCUCUUGUUCAGCACCCAAAGUCGAAGGAAAGCUGUGCUGCAUUUGUGGGCCUUUCAAUUGACGAGUUGUUACAUUUCUCACUGUUGUAUGAUAUUGGCCGCUUCUCAGUCCCCCUUCUUUUCCUUUUUUUUCUUGUGUAAUUUUUAACCUGAAUUUUAUUACAUUCGAGUGCUGAGAGCGGGGGGGGGGGGGGAACCGAAGUGGCGUCAAACAUGCGUGCAAAUCAACGCCAUCCGAGCAGGGAACCGCUGAGAGAGGAUUUAACGCCGCUCAUCUGAGGCCAACCGAGAAUUAUUAUUAUUAUUGUUAGUAUUUCCCCCCCCCAUCCACCCAAAACACCCCCCUCCUUCGUCCCUCCUCGGUCAAAUAAGGAAACGUAGCGUUAGGCCGGAAUUGAAGCGUCUAAAAGGGCUUUUCGUCGACGCGAAUCCAGCCAAGAUCGGACCCGGGGGCUCGCGGAACGACGGGGGUGAACCUGUAGGCAGCGAUGGGUGCUUUCCUGGACAAGCCGAAGACCGAGAAGCACAGCGCCCACGGCGACGGCAACGGUCUCCGCUACGGCCUGAGUUCCAUGCAGGGCUGGCGGGUCGAGAUGGAGGACGCCCACACGGCCGUGGUCGGCCUCCCCCACGGACUCACCGACUGGUCCUUCUUCGCGGUUUACGACGGCCACGCCGGCUCGCGGGUGGCCAACUACUGCUCGGGCCAUUUGCUGGAGCACAUCUUGUCCGGCGGCGCCGAGUUCGGGUCCGGUCCCGGCUCCGUGGAGGGCGUGAAGGACGGCAUCCGCGCCGGCUUCCUGAAAAUCGACGAAUACAUGCGCAGCUUCUCCGACCUGCGGCAGGGUCUGGACCGCAGCGGGUCCACGGCGGUGUGCGUGCUGCUGAGCCCCAGCCACCUCUACUUCAUUAACUGCGGAGACUCACGGGCCGUGCUGAGCCGAGACAGCAAGGUGGGCUUCUCCACGCAGGACCACAAGCCCUGCAACCCCCGCGAGAAGGAGCGCAUCCAGAAGGCCGGCGGCUCGGUCAUGAUCCAGAGGGUCAACGGCUCUCUGGCCGUGUCCCGGGCCCUGGGGGACUACGACUACAAGUGCGUGGACGGCAAGGGCCCCACGGAGCAGCUGGUCAGCCCCGAGCCCGAGGUGUGCGUGCUGGAGCGGGCCGCCGAAGGGGACGAGUUUGUGGUGCUGGCCUGCGACGGCAUCUGGGACGUCAUGUCCAACGAGGAGCUGUGCGAGUUUGUGCGCUCGCGACUUCUGGUGUGCGAGGACCUGGAGAAGGUGUGCAACGCGGUGGUGGACACCUGCUUGCACAAGGGGAGCAGGGACAACAUGAGCGUGGUCUUAGUGUGUCUACCCGGCGCUCCCAAAAUCUCCGAGGAGGCUGUAAAGAAAGAGGAAGAGUUAGACAAAUAUCUGGAGGCCCGCAUCGAGGAGCUCCUCGCCAACUGCGGCGAGGCCGGAACGCCCGACCUGGUGUCUGUGCUGAGGAGCAUCGCCACAGAGAACAUCCCAAACCUUCCACCGGGUGGAGGCCUGGCUAGCAAACGCAGCGUCAUUGAAGCAGUGUACAACAAGCUGAACCCUCACAAAGAAGAAGAAGGGGCUUGUGCGGGGGGAGAGGAGGAGAGUGAGGAGGGAGAAGGCGGCGGCGGCCCGUCGGCUCACCUGCUGGAGGCGCUGCGCCAGUUCCGCCUGCACCACCGGGACCAGUACCGCACCGUCCUGGAGGACACCCUGGCCGCCUACCGGCUACGUCCCGAGGGAGCGGGCCAACGCGCGAGGAGCGACGACGACGGCGGCCGGGAGCGAACCGCCUCCCCUCCCUCUCCCCCCUCGCCCCCGCCCUCACCCGCCACCGAGUCCGACACCGGCCAGGAUGCGCUCGCUCCCGAGUCCGAUCCCGCCUUUUGACUCUUGACCGCUCCUCAUCCUCUUCCUCCUCUUUUCCUCCGGUCACAAGCACUCCUUUUUUCGUUACUCUCAGUCAGUAGUUUGAAAACGCGUCCGUCUGCCUCUUGAGUUGGCACCGCGCGCCCAUCACAGCUUCCAGGUCUGUGCUUUGACUACCCCCCCCCCCUCCACACCCCACUCGCCCGCUUGUCACCCAACCAGGCGGCUGUUUUUACACCCGACAGGCUAAAGCUAACGCUCAUUUAUAGACCUUUUCGCCACGGCGUCGCACAAGCUUCCAGGUCGGCGCGAUCGGAAAACAGAUUUUUCCGUGUUCUCCGACCACUGAGAAAAUAGCUCGAUGGUGUGGAUGACGAUUUUUUUGUCGGCAUCUUUUCUACCGCUGUAGUUUUAUUUAACCGUUUCAACAUCAAAAUGGAAAUCAGUUGGAGGGGAGAGAUGAAACACUGGCAGCUGUAAGUUACAUAGUAACGGGUAUAAGAAAUAAGUGUGGUGGAAAUUCAAAUAAUUGAAGGACUGAUUGGUUAAUAAGGACAUGGAUGUGCUUUAAAAAAAAUUAUAAUGGUGAUAAAAUGCCAUCAAGGUUUGCUUUGCGCUGGCUGCUUUGCUCCCAGCCCGUCUUGGCGAUCGUCUCUACUCAUGUAUUUAAAACAUUUAUUGGAUUUAUCCUCCGCAUCCACAGUUACCACUCGAUUCAUUUAUUUUAUUUUUCAAGGAGAGGGGGAAAAAAACGUUUGGGAUGUAUUUAACGUUUUUGUCAUCGUUUGGGUUCAGGUUGGGAGUCGUCGUCCGCUUUUGCGCCGCCCAAACUCCGUGAAAAAGGUCUGCAAGCAAGAGCGGCCGCUUGUGCAAAUAGAACCUCGGCUUUCACAGUGCGGGACUUUGCUGACAGCCCCCGCCCCCCACCCCCUCCCGCACCAAACUCACAAUGGAGGAGAGAGUUAAAAAAAAAAAAAAAAAAAAAAGCCAUUCUGAACACACUCCAACAUCUCGAGUGUGUGUUGGUUUGCAAAGUUGUACCGUGUGUGUGUGCGUGUUGCUGAGCAGGAAACCAAUCAUUGCUGCUAAGAUGAUUCUUUUGUCAAAAACUGUUUUUCAUAAGUUUUAAACUGCGUGCGUGUGGGUGGGAGGGUCGGGGCUCGUGCACCCCCCCUCGCCUUCGUGUAAAGAUGAGCGCCACCUUGAGGCUUCACUGUUAAAAAAACUCCAUAUGCGCAAAAGUUAGUGAGCAUUUUUUGGUUUGUUUGUUUCAGGUUAACUGCUGGCUUUAAGUGAGGCACACACUCAUCAAGUCACGCGUGUAUGCAAGGCACUUAGUGUGUGUGCGCGCGUAUGUGUGUGUGUGUGUGUGUGCGCGUGUGUGUGGUUACAUGGGGCCAAAUCAGUCUCACAAGAUAAACUAAUAAAAAAUGAUUUCAGAUACAGCACGGACUUGUGUAAGUGAUUGUGAGCCCCUCUAACUGUUGCCCACCAGUUAUCAUCUUCAACAUCAUCAUCAUCAUCCGAAUGCGUUCAUCUGCCGCAUGACGGCGCAAGAUCGGUGUGAAUUUGAUUCUGACUCUUGACAUUUUUGGGCGCGGAGUUGAAGACCCGACGGUGUCGUCUCCAGCACUUGUGUCGAAAGCGAAUUACGUCACGCCAACCGUCUGUUAACGUUCCGUAAGAUUUGAGUUGCUGGUGCAACGGUACGUCCGGCACUUUAAACCCCUUCUCCGAAGGUUCCCGGACCGCUUAAAUACGACUUGAACUGCUUCUUUAGCUGGUUUCCGCGUAAAUAAAGGCGGAUAUUGUUUUUAUCGUCUGGCCUGUUGCGCCGGAGGCAAUUGUGCGACAAAGAACGGAAAAGUGGUUGUAACCGUGUCGUAGAUAAUAGUCGUGACAAGCACUUAUGAGAAUGAGAGAUAUGAUUUGAUAACUUGAAUGCGAGGGAAUUGAAUGCCGUUCUGCUUAUUUGGGCUUUGGCGAGGUCACUCAUGCACGGUCUGGGCGCUCCCGGUGCUGAAAAGUCUCCUUGAGGUGAUUGUGCAUGCGCGUAUAGUAAACAUCCCCAUCCGUGCCUCACCACGUGCCAUUCGACAACUCGUCGCCGAGCGUUCACGUUCGCUACGGACGUCUCACAAAGACGAACGCAGCCAGCGUUCAUAUAUGUGUUCAUCUUUUUAUCGACUGGAGUUUUAAGUUUAGGUUACAACGUAUGUUAGCUCCUUCUAUGUAGAAGAAGGGGAACUAUGAGACCGGGUGAUUUCCCGGUACGCGUCUGCUGCGUACCCAGAGUUCCCCUGUUCAUCACGCAUGCGCAUUUAUCACAGGGAGACUUUUCAGCACGGGGGAGCGCUCAGACCGGCACACCGGGUAGUUCGCAUCGGCCUUGUGCGAAUGGCACACCCCCACCUCUGACAUUUCCAAUGAAUACGCACGCUGCCGUCAACCGGCAUUGCUUGUGGGACAACGUGGCGGCAGGGGCGUGUCAAGACAAUGCGGCUAUCUGAUUGGCUGUUAUUGUACGAGCGAUUGACAGGUCGGAAAGGUCCAUUGGUUCUAGCCCUGGGGUCAAAGGGUAAGAGAGGGGAUAAAUGUCAUGGCUCUUGCGCGGGGCAUGGGCAAAAUUUGUAAUGUAAUAUUCGUAUCAAAGGCCCUGCAAUUGACUGUUGUUAAAAGCGAAAAAGUUUCUUUCUGCUUGAUGACGUUCUGAGGAAAGGUAGCCCCGCCCACUCCGGUUUUUAACUCUCAACAGGUGUCCUCGCGACGCCGGGCGAGGUGAGUCGGCGCCGGCCGGGCGUGCGACACCCCGUUAUCCGGACUCUGUGGCGUUUCACUUUCAACUGUUGAACGUUUCGAGCCACCCCUCGAAACUAACGUCUCUUCCUCCCCCCCCCCCCCCCCCCCCAUCUCUUCUGC
Syngnathoides biaculeatus (alligator pipefish) is the source of this 4826-nucleotide messenger RNA. It is a transcript of the gene ppm1bb, whose product is annotated as protein phosphatase, Mg2+/Mn2+ dependent, 1Bb. Gene Ontology annotation, molecular function: manganese ion binding; protein serine/threonine phosphatase activity; magnesium ion binding. The coding region runs from base 501 to 1928 and encodes 475 amino acids. The transcript has 6 exons. Gene Ontology annotation, biological process: positive regulation of canonical NF-kappaB signal transduction; negative regulation of canonical NF-kappaB signal transduction; positive regulation of canonical Wnt signaling pathway. The record is from RefSeq and is a predicted model, not a curated record. Gene Ontology annotation, cellular component: nucleus; cytosol. Lineage: Eukaryota; Metazoa; Chordata; Actinopteri; Syngnathiformes; Syngnathidae.